GUUUCUAAACUCCGAGUGCUCGAAGUCCGUCCUGCAUAUUUUGCUGAGAGAGAGAGAGAGAGAGACAGGGAGGGAUGGGACUGAGAGACUCAUCAGCCUCGGGAAAUGCCGGGAAUAGUACCACUAGCGCUGACGAGGUGGGACCCAGCGGCAGUGGCACCGCCGAGCAAACGGGUGUUGUACGGCGUUUCCCGCUGGCUGCUCAGCCGGAAAUAAUGAGAGCAGCAGAAAAGGACGACCAGUACGCCUCCUAUGUAUAUGAAGCAUGUCGGGACGCCUUUCGCCAUCUCUUCGGUACGAGGGUUGCUGUAGGUUAUCAGAACGAGAUGAAACUCUUAGGGCAGAUGCUUUAUUAUGUUCUAACAACAGGUGCAGGGCAGCAAACACUGGGAGAAGAAUAUUGUGACAUUACUCAGGUUGCAGGACCCUAUGGACUGCCUCCAACACCUGCCAGGCGUGCUCUUUUUAUUGUUUAUCAGACUGCAGUUCCUUACAUAGCAGAAAGAGUCAGCUCUAGAAUUGCUUCUCGUGGCAUCACCCUUGAUGAUUCACUAUCUGAUGACCUGUAUGGAGACAAUGCUACAGUAAGCAGCCAAGUUCAACCAUCCGCAGUCACAGAGAUUCCAUCUUCCUCUGGAUCAGUUUCAUCUAUUUCACCCAUAUCAAGAUUGAAAGCAAAAUUUAGUGGAUUAUGGAUGUGUGCAGUACGGAGGUGGCCCUUAGUGCUCCCAGUAGCCCGUGAGGUUUUUCAGUUGGUUCUCCGCAGUAACCUCAUGUUCUUCUAUUUUGAAGGCUUAUAUUAUCAUAUAUCAAAACGUGCUGCAGGCAUUCGUUAUGUGUUCAUUGGAAAACCAUCAAACCAACGACCUAGAUAUCAGAUAUUGGGGGUGUUCCUUCUAAUUCAGCUUUGUAUCCUUGCUGCUGAAGGAUUGAGGCGCAGUAAUUUAUCUUCCAUUGCAAGUUCCAUUCAGCAAACGUCCCUAGGGACCCACCAAACUUCAGCAGAGCGAGGUUUUCCUGUGCUGAAUGAAGAAGGCAAUUUGAUAACUGGUGAAUCUGAAAGGGGUAGUUGGGUCUCUGAUUCUACAUCAACUUCAGAGUUUCAAGCAAGUGGGGUGACCAAAUGCACGCUUUGCCUUGGUGAUCGCAAACACCCAACGGCGACACCUUGUGGUCACGUGUUCUGCUGGAACUGCAUUAUGGAGUGGUGUAAUGAAAAGCCUGAAUGUCCUCUCUGCCGUUCUCCUAUGACUCAUUCCAGCUUAGUUUGUUUGUAUCAUUCAGAUUUCUAGUUCUUCUUUCUGACGAUAGUCUAGAUUAUGCAGAAAAGGAAGAUAACUAAAUUAAAGGAAAUGAGUCCCUUUUAUACUGCUAACCCACCAGGAAUAUUGAAGCAAUUGGCUUUUCAUUUAAACUUACAGUGAGAGGCAUAAUCUUAUAUGUGGUUCUUCACGUCACAAGAAGAGGGGAAGUUCGUUGUUUUUCUUGCUCGUUUUAUCUAUUCCCUUUAAACUAGUUGAGAAUAGGGAGUUUUGACUUUUGUUGAGGGUUAUUCGACAAAUGUCGGGUUACAAUUCAUUGUUGUGUUAAUGUAGAGUGUAGUCCACAUAUAAAAAUUGAUUCUAUUCAUAAAUAGUUUCUCAAGUUCUUCAUUUGGUUGUCUUGUGUCGUGAC
Messenger RNA from Ilex paraguariensis (yerba mate), 1674 nucleotides. The record is from the annotation of a GenBank genome assembly. Lineage: Eukaryota; Viridiplantae; Streptophyta; Magnoliopsida; Aquifoliales; Aquifoliaceae.